Molecule: messenger RNA, 2863 nt
Organism: Cimex lectularius (bed bug)
Lineage: Eukaryota; Metazoa; Arthropoda; Insecta; Hemiptera; Cimicidae
Exons: 10
Coding region: 560-2827 (755 amino acids)
Molecular function (GO): protein binding
Source: RefSeq, a predicted model, not a curated record
UAGUAUCAUUUUAAAUAAAUUAAACAGUUGAUUUUAUUCUUUCCAAGCAGGCCUUGUUGAUAAAAGAAAAUAGGUUUUAAAAGUAGUUUUGUAGAGUUCCAGUGUUUAAAGAUUAUCAAAUUUUCAUUUAGAUUUAGAUCAAUUAAAGAGGUCUAACUUUUAUCAAUUUUUUCAAAUUCAUGUUUUAUAAAUAGAAGAUUACUUAACAAGAGAGAAAAAUGAAGAUGUUAUAUCCCAGAAAUUUUCACUGGAAUAAAAAGAAGGAAGUGGACGUUGCUGAACUCAAGCCGCACUUAAUAAAUGACUACAGAGACCCUCCGAUGCGUCCUCUACCCAAGAUUAAAAGGAAAAUAAAGAAAAAGAAAGAUGACGAGUGUCGUGCCAUCACUUCUCAGUCAGUAGUAAAUGUAAAAAGCACUACGUACCUUUACGAUAAUAUGAAGAACCUCUGUAUCCAUCCCGAGCCUCGUUUCAUGCUUGACAGGACGGCGAUAUUGGAAAAGAGCAGAAUCCUUGCAAUAAUGAGGCCAGCCAUGACUGAACGGAAGAAAAGAAGGUAAUGAGGCUUUUAACAAAGAAAGAAGAAUGGCUGCUUCUUGAGCUUGAAGAGGAUGGUUUUACUGAGACACUGUCCAUAAUAAAUUCAUUUAUCAAAAUAGAAAGUGAAAUGCAACGAGCCCAAGCGUAUUUUUUUGAUGCGAAAGUCUUAAACCGAAAACCGUUAUCUCAGUGUCCCGAUGAACUUGAGUUUCUGUCAAAAAUUUUGAAAUACCGAGAAUACUACAAGAUACAAGGCGAAGUAGAAAAGGGAUUUUCGCUCAUGCUUUAUCUCGCUCUUCAUUACGAGGAGAGGGAUGAUACUUGGCUUUGGAUUGUGUAUGAGAUUUAUUUGCUCGCUUUAGAAGGGGUGACUGAAUUCAAAAGUUGGGAUUCUAACUAUUGCGAAGCCGUGAUUAGAUAUCUUUUUGGCAGAGUGCUUUUAGAACGAAUAAAACGUUUGGAUGAAGCUUACACCCAACUGUUUAUCGCUUAUGAACUAUCUUUGGGGAAAACCUGGUCAACAAGCUGCAUUACCAGCAUAUCAGAGGAUUUUAUCCAUCGAAAUUCAGCAUUUCUUAUUUAUGUUAUACAACUAUUGAGGACAGAAAAGUGGGCCUAUAAAGAUCCUCAGUUUGCCCUAGACUGCAUUAAAGAUGGUGUUCAAAAAAUUAUAAAUACUGGAACAACUCAGGAAAUUAUUGAAGCUCUUAUGGAACUUGCGUUGAUAUACAACAAGAUACACAUGCCACACAAGGCUGUCGUUAUUCUUAUUGAUGUUGUUCAAAACUUCAAAGUUACUUCACCAUCUGAAAAUGAAAACUUGUGCAACUGCUUUCUCUACCUGGCGUUCUGUUACAGAAGGAUGAAUAUGCCUAGAAAAGCAUAUGAAUAUCUUCUGAUGAUGCUCGACACUGCUACCUUAGUCGGCCUCAAAGCACACAAAGCCCAAGCAUUAAAACAUUUGGGUGAAUAUUUUCUCUCCAAGAAGAUGUUUAAAACAGCAAGGAAUUAUUUCCGAGAGAGCAAAAAAAUAUUCCACGCCAUUAACUACGCAGAACAAAUGGAAGAAGUGUCUAUUUUACACGGUUACACUAAAACGGUUAUACAUUUUCCCGAUUUUUGUGAAUCGAUCGUGCACGCUGUAUCACCGAUAGAUGAGGAUUUUGCGAGGAUCUGCUACUGGAUGGAAUAUGGUACAUCGUUCUGGAAAACAAAGGACCCUUCGUCAGAUGUAGAAAUUGAAGUACGACCAGAUGAAGAAGUAGAAACAGAAAAAGUAGAACAAACAGAAAUUCUACCAGCUAUUGAAGAAUCACAAAUUUCUGAUAUGGUUCGACCUGUACCCUCAGAACAAAGUGAAUUCUCUGCAGAACAAGAAACCUUAGAAAAGAAAAAUACACUGAAAAUGUCACCGUAUGAGCUUCAAGACUUAGAAACAAAUAUCACAAACAAAGCUCAAGGAAUUAAUAUAUACUUAUCUUUUAUGAACGAUUGCAUCGCCAUGCCUGGAAAUAAAGAGGAGGCUGUGGACCUUUCAUUUAUUUUAAACUGUUACCUGGAGGAUGAACAUCGAUACAAAAUAAUUGAGAAAAUUGAAGAAUUAAAAUUUAUCAAUGAGAUCCUGAUGUCACCUUAUGAACCGCCCAAAUGUAAUAUACGACAAGAAAGAAGGGAUAAAAUUUGUGUGGAUGCUGAGUCGUCAGAAGAAGAAGACAGCGCUGAUGAGUUAGAGCCUGCUGAAAGCUCGUGCAAAUUAUCUUGUUUAACUAUCCGGCCAAUAAUGCAGAUGAAAGAUACCAAACUGCCCAACAAAGUGUACCUCAUAGACGUCCUCAACCAGCAGAGGAUGAUGUGCAAUGAAAACUACUUGCUGGCCAAACUGCCGAAACGAAGGCACAUUCUGAUUCCAUACUCUCCGAAUCUUGUGAGGCUGAUGAACUCAUACAGUUCGGACGAAAUGGACCAUUUGUAUGUGAUUUCGCCGUACAAAAAUCUAAUGACUAAAAUAUGCAAAGACAUAAGGGAAAUAGAGGAAAACUUUGUUCCGCAUUCGUUGUGGAACGAAAGCCGGUACGCGUAUUCGCCCAGAAAGGCUGGAAAAGUCAACAAACGCGAAGUCAUGGAUAUCACUCCGUUUUAUAAUAUUUUCAAGGGGAAGAUGGAAAGUAUUAAAGACAGAGUCAUUGAAAAGCAUAACAUGCUGACUGAAGAAGCGAUGAAAAAGAAGCAUAAAAGAAUGGAAGAUUCUUUACAAUUGAUUGUUCCAAAAAUUCACGUAGAAAAGUAAUUAAAUAUAAAAAACAAAUAAAUUAUAUGUUAUGUA